AUGAAGCUCAGGCCGCUCUCCUUCACGCGGUGCGCGCCGUCGCCGCUGGGGUGCGUGGGCUUGGGUGGCGGGAGGAGGAGGACGGUGCUCGUGGCACUGCGCCGGGACGCCGCCGGCAGGGAGCUGCUCACCUGGGCUCUCGUCAAGGCCGCCGCCGCCGGCGACCGCGUCGUCGCGAUCCACGUCGCCGUCACCCACGCCGCCGCGGCGCCGGGAGAAAUGGCGGCGGAGGAGAAGGUGAGGGCCAGCGACUCGCUCGCCUCCGUGCUCGGCGCGUACAGGGGCUACUGCGACCGCAACCAGAUCGACCUGGAGCUCAGGGUCUGCGAGGGGCCGUCCAUCAAGAGGGCCCUGGUCGCCGAGGCCACCUCAUCCGGCGCCGCGCACCUCAUCCUCGGCGUCACCAAGAGCUCCAGGCCUUCCGGAUCGUCCGCCACCGCCGUCGCGAGGUACUGCGCCAAGAGGGUGCCGCCAAGCUGCAUGGUCACCGCGGUCAGCAACGGCGCCGUCGUCUACCGCAGGGACGCCGUGCAGCAGCAGCUGCUCAGCCCCUACAGCGCAAGUACGCCGCUCACGCCGCGGCGGCUGUACCGGAAGAUACUCGACGCGAGGAUGACGACGGGAGACAAGUCCCAGGACGACAUGGUAAUCGGCGACGGACGGGCACUGCGCCGGAACAUGUCCGUGGCGAUGAGCGCCCUGGUCUCGCCGAGGGUGACUCUAGCGCCGGGUCCGGUGAGGUGUCACGGGGUGGAGUCGCCGAAGCUGGCCGCCGGCUGGCCUCUCCUAAAGAAGGACAGCAUGCCGACCUUGCCGGAAUCGUCAGAGAUCUCUGUGGUUCAGUGGGCGAUGCAGCUCCCCACUAGGUGUUCAGAGGUUUAUUCAGACAAGAUUUCCGAUGAAGGGGAAGAGGAGAAGCAACUCCCAGAGGAGCUGGUUUCACUCAGAGAGAAGUACUCAUCCAAGUACAGAAUGUUCAGUUACCGAGAGCUAGCCAAGAUCACCAAUGGCUUCUCUCCAGAACGACUAGUCGGGAAAGGUGGUGCGGGCCGGGUUUACAGGGGCUGUACUGACGAUGGCAAGGAGCUUGCAGUGAAGGUCCUGAAAUCUUCGGACGACGUCACCAAGGAUUUCAUCUCGGAGAUCGAGAUCCUCAGCUGCGUUGAGCACAAGAACGCCAUGUCCCUCAUCGGGCUCUGCAUCGACGGCGGCAAGCUCAUGCUCGUGUACGACUACAUGCCGCGAGGAAGCCUGGAGGAGAUGCUGCACGGCGAGAAGAAAGGCAAGGGCGCGUUGGGCUGGCCGGAGAGGUUCAAGGUAGCCAUCGGCGUCGCGCGCGCCCUGGAGUCCAUCCACGGCGGCGGCGACCACCGCCCGGUCAUCCACAGGGACAUCAAGUCCUCGAACAUCCUCGUCUCUGACGACUUCGAACCGAAGCUGUGUGACUUCGGCCUCGCGAUGUGGGCAGACGAAGCGGCGGCGCAGGUCACCGGCGAUGACGUCGCCGGAACAUUCGGAUACCUAGCUCCGGAGUACUUCAUGCACGGCAAGAUGAGCGACAAGCUCGACGUGUACGCGUUCGGUGUGGUCCUCCUCGAGCUCAUCUCCGGGAGGAAGCCGGUGAGUGCCGGCGGGCCCAAGGGCAAGGAGAGCCUCGUGAUGUGGGCGAGCUCCGUCAUACAAGAAGGCAAGCUCAUGGAUCUCGUCGACCCGAGCCUGCCGCUGGCCGACGGCGAGGUCGAGCGGACGGCCCUCGCCGCCGCCCUCUGCAUCCGGCGAGCGCAUCAACACCGGCCGAGCAUGAGCAACGUGGUGAAGCUGCUCACCGGCGACGACGACGCCGUCGGGUGGGCGAAGUCGCAGGUCGGCGUGCCAGGCGACAACGACCACAAUGGCUGCGGCGUGGCGACUUCGCCGGACAAGAAGGACAUCCAGUCGUACAUCAACCUCGUGCUGCGUGACGUCAUCGACGACGACGCCUCGUCCGUCGGCAGCGCCGACUUCAUCGGCGCCAACAUGUCCUUGGAGGAGUACCUGAAGGGGAGAUGGAGCCGGUCCUCCAGCUUCGAUGGCUGAAGGCUCCACCAGGGUGGCGAUCGCCAUUUUUGUGUGCAUAGAUCAUUCUUUUCAUUCAUUGUAUUUUAGCAACAGAUUAAUUACUGUAUAUUAAGGAGUACGUUUUUCUCUUUGCUUGUUAGAUGGGAGGUUGCACAUGAAAAUAUUCAAAAGCAAUGCAAUCCUACAGUUUUGACCUAGCAACUAUCUCCUCCAUCAAGAUUCAUGAAAGAUUUAGAAUUUUCACCAGACGAUG
This is a messenger RNA of Panicum hallii, 2311 nucleotides long. RefSeq names its product serine/threonine-protein kinase CDG1-like. The transcript is spliced from 7 exons. Gene Ontology annotation, molecular function: ATP binding; protein kinase activity. NCBI's taxonomy places the organism in Eukaryota, Viridiplantae, Streptophyta, Magnoliopsida, Poales, Poaceae. The record is from RefSeq and is a predicted model, not a curated record. Gene Ontology annotation, biological process: protein phosphorylation. Bases 1 to 2076 code for a protein of 691 amino acids.